Messenger RNA from Tigriopus californicus, 4431 nucleotides. It is a transcript of the gene pod1, whose product is annotated as coronin-7-like. The coding region runs from base 370 to 3720 and encodes 1116 amino acids. The transcript has 17 exons. Gene Ontology annotation, molecular function: protein binding. The record is from RefSeq and is a predicted model, not a curated record. NCBI's taxonomy places the organism in Eukaryota, Metazoa, Arthropoda, Copepoda, Harpacticoida, Harpacticidae.
GAGACUAAGGACCAAAAGCCAGAAGCCAGAGAAGGGAGCAGAAGGAAGCAGAAGGAGGAGGUGGUGGAGAGGUGGCGAGCGUGGCGACUUGAGAAAGAAAACACCCUCCUCCUGAGGCAGUGCACCCGCUCGAGUGUCCCCGAGAUUCGGCUUUGGUAGCAACAGCAACCACAACAAAACGGCUCCGGGUGGGAUUCGUGGGCGUGACCCGUGGGAACCAGUGACAGUGGACCGUCCUCCUCUUUGGUUGAUUCAUCGAGGGCGUUGGUGUGCUGGAAGAAGUUGUUGUGUUGUGCGUCCCCGCCGUGGUUGAGCUUGUCAACCGAGUGAAGUUUGAGAUUUUCAGAUACUCUGUGAAGCUGGGCAGUCAUGGCUUGGCGGUUUAAGGCCUCGAAGUACAAAAAUGCGGCGCCGAUAGUGCCCAAGUUUGAGAAUACCAUUCGUGACCUUUCCAUUGGAUGCUACAGAUCUCAUGGCAACUUCAUUGCUGCCAGUGCGGCCUAUAUGGCAUUCAAUUGGGAUAUUCAAGGCUCAAAUCUUGCGGUGUUACCAGUUGAUGCGAAAGGGCGCCAGAAUAAGGCCAAUGUCCCGCUGAUUUAUGCCCAUAGUGAAAUGGUUACCGACUUUAAGUUCUCGCCAUUCGAUGACGGUCUCUUAGCAACCGGCUCUCAAGAUUCAAACAUUAAGCUCUGGCGAAUCCCGUCGUCCGGUAUGCCAAUAAAUGGUCUUUGCGAUCCUGAACUCGUGCUGCCUGAGCAACCUAGGCGUAUUGAAACGGUGAAUUUCAAUCCUAAUGUGGACUCAGUUCUGGCAACCUCUUCAUUCAACUCGAUCUCUGUUUGGGACAUAAUAGAGGGAAAAGAAGUCUUCAACGCGCAGGAUCAUGAAGAUGAAGUGCAAAGUGUGGCUUGGAAGCAAUCCGGAGAUUUGUUUGCCUCUCAAAGCAAAGACCUUCAAUUGCGUAUAUUUGACGUGAGAUCAGGAUCGAAAGUGAACCAAUGUCUGUCGCACGAAGGCAUGAAGGACUCCAAAGUGGUUUGGAUUGGGAAUUCGAACCGAAUUUUGACCACUGGAUUCAGUGGGGAACGUUUGCGUGAAAUUAACAUCCGUGACAUGAGAAAUUUGAGUGUUCCGCAAAAGAACCUAACUCUGGACAUGUCUUCUGGAAUUCUGGUUCCCUUGUUUGAUCCAGAUACCAAUAUGUGUUUCCUUUGCGGAAAAGGUGAUCGGAACAUUCAGUUUAUUGAAAUAUCCGAGAACGAGCCCCACAUUAUUGAAGGCCUAAAAUACAGUGGUGACCAAACCAAAGGAGCUUGUCUGGUGCCCAAAAGAUCUAUGGAUGUAAUGCAGGGAGAAGUGAACCGUGUCUUGCAACUUUGUGACUCGUCGAUUGUUCCCGUAACUUGGCAGGUCCCAAGAAAGUCUUACCGUGAAUACCAUGCUGACAUAUACCCUGAAACUUUCGGAUUGGAAUCGGCUAUGGGACCUGAGAACUGGUUACAAGGGCAGAACCAAAUGACUCCAACCAUAAAUCUCGAUCCAAAGAAAAGGCCUCUUGACAAACUAGUUGUAUUCCAAGAUAAGCCUCUGAAAGAUCGUCCUAGGUCAAAGGAUAUGUCAGGUGUAACUCAAAACGGCUCCCAUUCGAACGGAACUCCUCAUAAAAAUGGACAAGAAAACAUUGGGACCAAAAAAGACUCCGAUAGCUCGGACAACGAGUUCAAGAAGCCUAAUCCUAAGCCACGAGCUGUAUCUCGAUCUAAUUCAAACAUAUCCGAGAAUGGAUCUGAGCCAAACAUUCCUCCGCAAGUUAAUAAGCUUGAUGAAAGUCCAAAACCACGUCCUAGUCCUCGCUUGUCCUCGUGCAAUGUCACAAGUCAAGAGCCAAUCUCUGUUGGUCACCAGUCCCAAUCAUCCAUUGCUCAGGAACCAAAAAUUGAGCCAGAUGAAGGUCUGGCCAUGCUAAGAAGGCAACCCAGCAUUCGAGACCGAAAAAGGAUGCUGGAGCAAAACACUCAAAAGAGUCAAGAAAUAACAACGACGUCAUCAUCGAAUGGAAGUACCACUUCCCGACCCCCAUCCAUUCGUGAGAGAACUCCAAGUGAUGAAGAGAACAAGGAGAAUAAGUUGGGGAAGAUCCCCGAAAAAGAGAUGGUCAAGAAAUCUGAAGAAGACGAUGUCGUCGUGGAAUUGAGGUCAAAGAACAUUUUCAUCGCCAAUGAUCGAAAGUCGACUAUGGAGAGUGACAAAAAGCCAGAGAAAAAACGCCCCGUGAGCAAAAUGUUCUGCCGCGUUUCAAAAUUCAAACAUCUCAAAGGGGAUGUGCUCAUUAAGGGGAAAUUUGAGAACCUGAAAAAUAUUGGCGGGACUGUUCCAGCAGAGUGCAAUUUUGUUCAUGCCAAUGCUGAUCGGAUUGCGGUACCUUUGACUGGUCCGGGAGGAAAGAUCGCUUUGUUCGAGACUCGUAAACCCGGUCGCAUUGCUGAUGGAGUCACCCCUGUCCUAAUCAACGGAACGACUGUCAUGGAUUUUGCUUUUGAUCCGUUUGAUACCAACCGUUUAGUUACGGCUUGCGAUGAUGGACACGUUCGGGUUUGGAACAUCCCCAAAGGUGGUAUUACACACCAAGUCAACAAGUCUGAUGCUGUUUUCCCCGCUCAUGCGGACAAGAUCCAAAUCGUAAAGUUUCAUCCUUUGGCUAAGGAUGUCAUCGUGACUGCAGCCUUUGACCGAACCGUGAAAAUUUGGGAUUUGAACAAUACCAAUGAGCCCCAAAUCGAACUGGAGGGCCAUGAAGACCAGUUGUACAGUGUCGAAUUCAGCGUGUGCGGCCGGUUUUUAGCCACGGUCUGCCGUGAUGGAAAAAUUCGCCUAUUUGAUCCUCGGAAGGGAUCUCGGUCAAUCUUGGAAGGAGGCGAAAUCAUUCCCAAAAAAGGAGCUCGAGUUGUUUGGGUUUUGGAUGGUGAAUACCUCAUCGUCACAGGUUUCAGUCGCCAAUCUGAGCGCCAAGUCAUGAUGUACCGUACUCAAGAUCUAACCCUGGUGAACUCGGUGACUCUGGAUGUGAGUCCCGCGAUCCUAGUCCCAUAUUACGACCACGACUCCAGUACUCUCUUCCUCACUGGCAAGGGCGAAAGCACUGUGACUACUUUUGAGGUUGCCACGGAUGCCCCUCAUUUGUUCCCAUUGUCCCCAUACAAGCCCGCUGGUCUUCACCAAGGAUUCGCUUUUCUGCCCAAGAACGUUUGUAAUGUUCGGGAUGUGGAAUUUGCCCGAGCUUAUAGGCUCACGAGCUCGACAAUCGAGCCGAUCUCGUUCACUGUUCCGAGAGUAAAAACGGCUUUCUUUCAAGAUGACCUGUUUCCCGAUACAAGAGUCACUUGGGAGCCCACCAUAAGUGCUGAGGAAUGGCUCCAGGGAAGCCAAAAAUCUUGCUCACGCGUUUCACUGAAACCCGACGACAUGCGUAACCUUUCUGAAGGCUCAGGAGUAACCACCACCGUAACACGAACGUCUGCUCCUCAACAAAACAACAACGCCAUCCCGAAUAUUUCGAUGAGCGGCAACUUGAACUCCUUUUCUCGAGAAAUGUCCAAGCAAAAGGAGCAGGACAUUGAAAAAAGUGUCAGCACCAUGAUGGGCGAUAUGGAUUUGAAAUUGGAACAAGACGACAUGGAAGGUGCAGAUGAGAAGGACUGGGAAGAGGAGGACGAUGAUUGAGUCAAGCCUGUUUGGCUCGCUUAUUUGAACAUGCAUCGAUUGAUAAAUACCUUAGGAAGAGCAUCUGCUCCUAGUCUUUGCAAGUUUGCUCUUAAACUACAGUAACAAUUCAUCUAAUCAACCCAAAAAAACACAAACCUACCAAAAGAAUGAACUCUUCUGCUAUUACAUUCAUCAUUCAACGAGACUGGUACAAACAUGGCCUGUGAACGAAAUCCUCCUCCCAAAGACUUGAGCAAAGGAGAUGGCACCAAAGAUUUUAUGAUGAAUCCACUAAUCAAAAUGCCUUGAAAUGAAUUGCCCCUCUUUUUCUUUUAAUGCCAAAUCAAAAUAGCGUCACUUUCAUAACAAGUCAUCACUUGAAACUCCAAAAGUCCAAAACGCUCGACCUCGUCUCUGACUGUUUUUUACUAUUCCUAUUUUUAUAUCAUCAGUUUCAUCACCCUCUGCAUUCCCAUUUUACGGCCAGGCUUAGAAAGGCCAGAUGAAAAAUCUUCCAAAUUUGCUCUCUCAAAGUAUUCUCCAUAGAAAUAGAUCAUCGAGGUCCCGCUUUCCGUCAUUAUACUUCGAUUGUUGUCGCAGUCAAACCGAAUGAUAUUUUUACCGAUUUUAAAUGCUCAUUAUGAUUCGUGUUGUAUUACUGAUUAUUGAACAUUCCUGUUUGGUGAAAUAAAUACAUUGUUUGUCUAACGUACAAAUUGAAGAACCUUA